Molecule: messenger RNA, 3452 nt
Organism: Lepus europaeus (European hare)
Lineage: Eukaryota; Metazoa; Chordata; Mammalia; Lagomorpha; Leporidae
Gene: FUBP3
Product: far upstream element binding protein 3
Exons: 18
Coding region: 56-1897 (613 amino acids)
Biological process (GO): regulation of gene expression
Cellular component (GO): nucleus; cytoplasm
Molecular function (GO): mRNA binding
Source: RefSeq, a predicted model, not a curated record
GCGGGAGGCCGGACCGGGGAGCCGACAGGCGGCGGCGGCGGCGGCGGGGGCGGUCAUGGCGGAGCUGGUGCAGGGGCAAGGUGCUCCGGUGGGGAUGAAGGCCGAGGGCUUCGUGGACGCGCUGCACCGGGUCCGGCAGAUUGCUGCUAAAAUUGACUCAAUUCCUCACUUGAAUAAUUCCACACCUCUCGUCGACCCCUCAGUGUAUGGCUAUGGAGUGCAGAAAAGGCCCGUGGACGACGGAGUAGGUAACCAGUUAGGGGCCCUGGUACAUCAAAGGGCAGUAAUUACAGAAGAAUUCAAAGUGCCUGAUAAAAUGGUAGGAUUUAUUAUCGGCAGGGGAGGUGAGCAGAUCUCACGGAUUCAGGCCGAAUCUGGUUGCAAAAUUCAGAUUGCUUCAGAGAGUUCUGGGAUUCCAGAGAGGCCCUGUGUACUUACCGGAACCCCAGAAAGUAUUGAACAAGCCAAGCGGCUCCUGGGCCAGAUCGUGGACCGCUGUCGGAAUGGCCCCGGCUUUCAUAACGACGUAGACGGCAACAGCACGAUCCAGGAGGUUCUCAUCCCUGCGUCGAAAGUGGGUCUGGUCAUCGGCAAAGGAGGGGAGACCAUAAAGCAGCUGCAGGAGCGGACUGGUGUGAAAAUGGUCAUGAUCCAGGACGGCCCGCUGCCCACGGGGGCGGACAAGCCUCUUCGCAUCACCGGAGACCCCUUUAAAGUGCAGCAAGCGAGAGAAAUGGUACUAGAGAUCAUCCGAGAAAAAGACCAAGCUGAUUUUCGAGGCGUCCGCGGUGACUUCAGCUCGCGGCUAGGAGGCGGCAGCAUGGAGGUGUCCGUGCCGAGGUUUGCUGUUGGGAUUGUCAUAGGGAGAAACGGAGAGAUGAUCAAGAAGAUCCAGAGCGACGCUGGCGUGAGGAUUCAGUUUAAACCAGAUGACGGCAUCAGCCCAGAGAGGGCGGCGCAGGUGAUGGGCCCUCCGGAGCGCUGUCAGCACGCGGCCCACGUCAUCAGCGAGCUGGUUCUCACGGCACAGGAGAGAGAUGGCUUUGGCGGCCUGGCGGUAGCCAGGGGAAGAGGCCGCGGCCGAGCAGACUGGAGCAUGGGGACCCCGGGCAGCAUCCAGGAGAUAACGUACACGGUUCCGGCAGAUAAGUGUGGGCUCGUCAUAGGCAAAGGGGGUGAGAACAUCAAAGGCAUCAACCAGCAGUCGGGGGCACACGUGGAGCUUCAGCGAAACCCCCCUCCCAACACGGACCCCACCCUGCGGGUCUUCACCAUCCGGGGCGUCCCCCAGCAGAUCGAGGCGGCCAGACACCUCAUCGACGAGAAAGUGGGCGGGACCAGUCUCGGAGCACCAGGAGCCUUCGGACAGAGCCCGUUCGGCCAGCCACCCACCGCACCCCACCAGAACACCUUUCCUCCCAGGAGCUCUGGCUGCUUCCCAAACAUUGCUGCUAAAGUGAACGGAAACCCCACAGCGCCCCCUGGUCCUCCGGCCUUCCUGACGCAGGGCUGGGGCAGCACCUACCAGGCGUGGCAGCAGCCCACACAGCAGGUCCCAAGCCAGCCGAGCCAGCCGCAGAGCAGCCAGCCCGACUACAGCAAGGCCUGGGAGGACUAUUACAAAAAGCAGAGUCACGCAGCCAGCACCGCUCCACAGGCCAGCUCCCCGCCAGACUACACGAUGGCCUGGGCCGAGUACUACAGACAGCAGGUCGCCUUCUACGGGCAGACGCUAGGGCAAGCUCAGGCCCACAGCCAGGUCUGUAGCCCGUCCCCAGCAUGUGGCCGCCUCUCUGGACAGGCUAGUGCUGCCCCGGUCAGCAGGGGGCAGCGGGAGGGCGAGGCCGUGCCCUGCAGCUGGGCAGGGCAAGAUGGAGUGGGGCGCCCUGUCCAGUGAGAGUCAUUGAAGUGAGGAGAGCCCAGUGUCCCCGCAGGCAUGUGUCAGGUGACGGGAUGCCGGCCAGGUCCCCAGGGACAGCCGCUUCCUCUGCCCCUUGGUGGAAACUUCCGUGGGUCGGGCUGGCAGUGACCGGGACAAGUGCGGCUCACGCCCCUCCGCGUCCCCUGCCCAGUGUCCCCAGCAGGAAGAAAGGCCCCAGAGCUGCCCUCCAAGGGGUUUGGCCCAGGCAGAUGCCGCGCCCCGGCUCACGGCUGCUCCCCUUCCUCCCGCAGGAGCAGUAGAGGGGCGCCCUGGCCUGGCUCCCCCCGGAAUCAGUGUGAAAGCCUGUUUGUCACAGGGGUUUUCAGAUUUGCAAACCUUUUGAUGAAGAACCUUUGUUUUCUUCUGUGAAACACUAUAUUUAGAUUAACAGAAUUUUUCUAAAAAUCGAUAAAAUUAGCUACUAAAAAUUGCUGAUAAUUUCUGUUUCAUCAUUUUGUUUGCCGUCAAGCGUGUGAGCGCGGCUCCCGCGGGGCGGUGCCUGCGCCGGGCGCCCCGGGCCUCCAUGGGACAUUUCAGGAUGGUGUUUUUUGUUUCGCUUCGGUUUUUUUCCCGUCUUUUUAUUUACAGUUUUUUUUCUGUUGCAACAGAAAGUGGCUUGGAAGUCUUAGGUGGUAUGUAACAAAUUCUUUUUAGAAAUUUUUAAACAGUAUUUAAAUAUUCUUAAAUGUGUAAAUUCAUUAAAUGUUUUACUUCUAAUUUCUUGUAUCUUGACUGUCUGGUUUUAUUGCAUUUUUUAAAAACUGAACUAUUAUGUAUUGUAAUUAAUUAUGUGAACUCUGAAUCGAGACAGAUCAUUGUGUCGCUGUCCAAGGGCGGGGCGUCUCUAGGUCUGUGGACUUCGCGGUCGCGAGGCGGUGGUGUCCGUGCGUCCCUGUGCCGCGCAUGCGUUGUGUCCGUGUCUCCACUGCUGGGUGCAGUUGUGUCUAAGACCUCCAAGCUUGUGUUAGAAACAAAACCAACCUUUCUCUAUUCUCUCAGAAAUAUAAAUACUGUUAUUUUUAAUAUUAAAAAGAAAUUCAAUAUAACUUUUAACAGACACUGUGGAACCUUAAACCGUAUAAAAUGUAGUAACUAUUUUUUAAUUCCAAGGUGUUUCUUUGCUUCUUCCUUUUAAAUAUUUUCUUAAUAUUUGUCAGAUUAACUAGAUGAAUAAAUAAAUCUAGUAUUAACCACAGUAUGAAUUAAAUAAUUUUUGAUUUAAUAAAAGGGAUAUGAUUUCCAGUGUUUACUGUAGUGCUCUUGUACAGAUAACAUGUAUUUUUAAAGGAAAAAGCGGAACUGAAGCUAUUUUUUCUUGGAUUUUUCAUUGACCUGAGGGAACAACAUUCCGUUUGAAACGUACUGGGUUUUUCUCCUUAUUUUCCUUAUAAUGCUUGAAAUGUCUAACUAUUAAAAAUGGCAAUUGGGAAAAUGUUAUGCAUGUUGUUUUAAAAGUGUUCUUUUUAUUUGACUGACAAUUCAUUUUACACUCUAUAUAAUAAAAUUCCCACAGCCGUCUGUGGGCCAAGUA